This is a messenger RNA of Drosophila ficusphila, 429 nucleotides long. It is a transcript of the gene Sgs5bis, whose product is annotated as salivary glue protein Sgs-5. The record is from RefSeq and is a predicted model, not a curated record. The transcript is spliced from 3 exons. NCBI's taxonomy places the organism in Eukaryota, Metazoa, Arthropoda, Insecta, Diptera, Drosophilidae.
AUGACCAAGUUAAUCCUUGUUUUAGCCACGUUAGUGGGAGUAACCCAGGCCACAAUCUUCAUGGAGCCCCCAAAGCCUGUGGAUCUGACUACCAAGUGCAAUUUGUAUUGGAGGGAGCACGCAUGGGCCCUCGAGGAUUGCAUCUGCAGGGUCCUACAAAAUGGUUGUCUUUUGGCUCAAGAAAGUGAUGCAAGGGAAAAGGCUGGCAAGACACCUCUUAUUCCCGUCUCAGAGAAGGUCUGCAAAAAGUUUAUAAAGAAUAAGUGUUUCCUUGGAUGACCUGUAGUGGCCAAGUUCCCGGUUCCAUCUCCUUGCGGAUGCAAUGGCAAACAGGGAUCCCUGGAAAUUAAAAAGUUCAAAAAUCUGUGUGAACUGCAAAAAUAUUCUGCUGAAUGCUCUCAACCAUACAUCAGCUAUUCAAAGUGUUAA